Messenger RNA from Poecilia latipinna (sailfin molly), 1491 nucleotides. RefSeq names its product L-rhamnose-binding lectin CSL1-like. Gene Ontology annotation, molecular function: carbohydrate binding. Bases 88 to 1395 code for a protein of 435 amino acids. The record is from RefSeq and is a predicted model, not a curated record. NCBI's taxonomy places the organism in Eukaryota, Metazoa, Chordata, Actinopteri, Cyprinodontiformes, Poeciliidae. The transcript has 17 exons.
UGCCCUAGUUUCACAUGAAUAAAUACCGAGCAAGCCUGUUCCCACCCUCAGUCUUUCUGUGCACCAGCGUUUGAAUCUUCUAUAACCAUGAUGCUCGUCAGCGCUACUUUGUAUCUGGCAUCAACCUGGCUGCUUGUAGAUGCAGGUAUCCCCAAAGAGACUGUUACCACCUGUGUGGACAACGUUGUGCAUCGUUUGAGCUGUGAUUUGGAGAGCGUGAUAAGUGUCGAGACGUCCCUGUACGGACGUACGGACAAUGUGACGUGCAGUGAAGGGACGAGUCCAGAUCGGGUUUCCAACACUCACUGCUCUCUUGCUGGCGUCGCUGAUGUCGUCAAGAAAAGAUGUAAUGGAAAAAAGGUGUGUGAGCUGAGCACAGAUGUCCUUGGAGGCUCUGAUCCCUGCAGGAACACCGCCAAAUAUCUGCAGACCACCUACACCUGCCUUCCCGCCUUUCACCGCAUGACAUGUGAGCACUCUUUAUCACACUUAAGCUGUGAUCAAGGCCAGGUUAUUGUUGUCCAUGGAGCUGAUUACGGACGCAGAGACCAGACCACAUGUCGGUAUGGACGCCCAGCCAAUCAGAUCCAAAACACAGCCUGCUCCAGCCCCACCAGCAAAGUUGCUGAAAGCUGCCAAGGGAAAAACAGUUGCAUCAUUAAAGCCAGCAACUCUGUGUUUGGAGAUCCCUGUGUGGGCACUUACAAGUACCUGGAGGUGGCUUACAACUGUCAGUAUCCUGUCACUCCAGAUGAGGAGAUAUUGCUUGCAACAGCUUGCCUACUCAUGGUAUCUGUUGCUGUUACCGAAAAGGCCACAACCUGUGACGACAGCGAUAAUAUCCAGCAUUUGAGCUGUGAUAACGGAGUGAUCAGUGUGCAGUCAGCCCUGUAUGGACGAGCUGACCGACGGAUCUGCAGUGAGGGCAAGCCUCCCCAGCAGCUUGCCAACACACAGUGCUCUCAAGUGGGCACUGUGGACAUCAUCAAAAAGAGGUGUGAUGGCAAGAGGGUUUGUGAGUUCAACACGGGUGACGUUCGCAGCGUCGAUCCCUGCGUCGGCAUCGCCAAGUAUCUGGAGACCAAUUACACCUGCCUCCCAGCACAUCGUCUUGUCACAUGUGAACACUCCUAUGCACAUUUGAAUUGUGAUUACGGGCAGGUCAUAUUUGUCUAUGGGGCCGACUACGGACGCCGAGACCACACCACCUGCUCUUACAGACGACCUGCCUCUCAAACUGAAAACGUUUACUGCUCAAACCCCACCAACAUAGUGGCUCAAACCUGUAACGGGAAAAGCAGCUGCACAAUCAGAGCCCACAACUCAGUUUUUGGAGACCCGUGCAUAGGCACAUUCAAGUACCUGGAGGUGGCAUACACAUGUGAAUAUUUUUGAGUGACUUCAGAAAGAUCUGCAUGAACAAGAAUUGGAAAACACAUUGUUAGCACAUAUAAGAUUUUAUUUCAAGUACAAAAUCAUACCCAGAUUAGU